AUGAGUCAAUACGAGCAUGGGUACAUUAUGGGUCCUGCCUGGAUGCUUCGGGCUUUGGGAAUAGAAUUUCCGUUCUUUUGUCCCGUCUUUGGCUUGUUGGGCGUCAAAUGCCGAUUGCAGCCGGAAGCUGCAUGCGACGAUCAUGCUCGAUGCUUGUCGGGUUGGUGCAAGGAUGGAACCUGCUUUGAUCCAUUGGCGGGUGGAGCGUUCUGUGAAGAGAACGAACAGUGUCUCAGUGAAGAGUGCGUCACUCAGAGCUACUUUGACAGAUUCGCUGGAGACUUUAACAAUCGACGGGAACUGCGAGGACCACUCAUUCCGGUCAAAAAGGAUGACGAUGAGCAAGACAAUUUGGCGGCUGCUGGAAACAACGAGACGAGAGUUUGCAUGGUUACCCGACUCCGGUUGGGGUCCUACUGCUUUGGAAACGAAGAGUGUGCAUCUCAGAGAUGCGAAAUCUACGAUUGCUUCUUGGCGCUGGUGACCAAUUGCUGGGAUGUCUGUGUCCCUCAAAGUGGCACGGGACAGGCGGGAGACUUUUGUACCCGCAACGAGCAGUGUGAGAGUAAUAUUUGUGCUUACUCAGGCUUGGUCUCGGAGCUCGAAUGCAAAAGUCCAGAUUUGAAUUAG
This is a messenger RNA of Seminavis robusta, 630 nucleotides long. The record is from the annotation of a GenBank genome assembly. Lineage: Eukaryota; Bacillariophyta; Bacillariophyceae; Naviculales; Naviculaceae.